CUGCAUGCGGCUGUUUGAACUUCAUGUGACGGGCUGCAUGGUUGUUACUGCUGCUCUGGAUUCCUGAAGAUCCUUAAGUCUGAGUGUCCCCUUCCUUAGAGUGUGAGGGGGACGAGUUCCUUAAUGGUUACGGAUCCAGGGACUCCAUCAUCAGAGCAGAUGCAAAGAAGGAACGGAAAAGACCGAGGAGUGGGCAGAUAAAGAGGACAGACAGCUGGAUCAGCUGGGAUCGAGGCCCCGUCAGAGCUGAAGGAGGCACAGAGAGGCAGCAGACUGAGUUUGGGCUGAGUGGCGGUGUGGCCAUGCGCUGUUCAACUUUACUCGUUAUCUUCACCGGGGUGCUCCUUUACCUGGUGCUUGGAGCGUUGGUGUUCCGCUCCUUGGAGGCUCCUUUAGAGGAGAAAGAACAUACGGUGCUGAUGCAGAAAACCCUGGAUUUUCUGUCAAACAACUCCUGCAUUGACCGGAAUGUCCUGAAUGACUAUGUAGAGAAGGUGCUUGACGCUGUGGGUGCUGGAGUGUCUGCAGAAGCUGCUAUACUAAAUGAAACCUUUAUCACCAACUGGGAUAUAGCGAGUGCUCUUUUUUUCUCAGGGACAAUCAUGACCACCAUCGGCUAUGGAAACAUCUCUCCCAAGUCAGAUGGAGGGAAGCUUUUCUGCAUCGUCUAUGCCUUGGUUGGAAUCCCAAUGUUUGGCAUCCUGCUUGCUGGGGUUGGUGACCACCUGGGUACUGGUCUACAGAAAACUGUCGGAAAAAUAGAGAAACUCUUCCUGAAAUGGCGGAUCAGUCCCACCAUUGUGCGUGUGAUCUCAGCAGUCCUGUCCAUCCUGCUGGGUGUUUUGCUCUUCCUUGCUGUGCCAACUUUGGUUUUCCAAGAGGUGGAGAACUGGUCUCUUCUUGAGUCUGCCUAUUUUGUGGUUAUCACGCUGACCACAGUGGGCUUUGGUGAUUAUGUUGCAGGGGGAGGUGAAUCUAUGAAAAAUAUUAAUGAAAACCUGUUGCCGGAGUUGUGGUAUAAGCCUUUGGUUUGGUUUUGGAUCCUCCUGGGUCUUGCAUACUUUGCUUCCAUCCUGUCAAUGAUCGCUAACUGGCUCCGGGUUCUAUCAAAGAAGACGAGGGCUGAGAUGGAGGAACUGAGAGCCCAUGCUACAGACUGGACCCAGAACAUCCAGAACAUGUCUGUGGACUUUCGCAUUCCAGGAAACUUGGAUGACCAUUUCAAGCGUCGGCGGAGGAAGCACCGCCAUCGCAGCCACGGUCACAGCCGCUCUGCUAAUGGGGCCAAAGGAGAGAAGGGAGAGCUUCGUGAGAGUCAGACCGAAUCUGAAUCGUACUCCUCCUCCUAUUCAUCUUCUGAAUCAGAAUCUGGAUCGGAAACAGAAACAGACUCUCAGGCCACUCAGACUGACCGGGUUCCUGCUACAGAGGCUCCUCCGGACUCCCUCCUCCCACAGCCUCUGGACUUCUUGGCGGAGAACUUUGCCUUCAUUGAUGAGUCGUCAGAUGCUCAGAGUGGCAAAGUGGAUUUGGAACCUGUGCAGGAAUCAAAACCACCCAACUCUCGUCAUGCAAAGAGGAGACGACAUAGGCGGCCUACUCAUAGAAGAAGCUCUAAAACCAACUACUCCACCAGAAACAAAAAGCAGCCCAACGGAGACACAACACCUGUUCCAGAUGUCCCAAAGAAGCCUCCUGAAUGAGAGCACUACCAACUCAUGAGACUACAAACAGGAGUUGUAGCACUUACUUUGUAUGCAAGUGCUGCCUGUAGACUGUCAGCUCAGAUGGAGACACGGUGCUCAUGCCUUAUAAACCUCUGUGUGGUUUGCUAUAUAACUUUUCUCCUUGCAUGUGAGUGGGUAUGCAACAAUCAAAGCAGAUGAAAAGAUUAAGUUGCCAUAAGUACUACCGUACAUCUUUGUAAGGACAUACUGCUCUCUACUGGCCUAACACGGUAUUGCACUAUUGCUGUGUUUUUCUUCUUUUUUUUUUUAACUAAUCUAUAUAUUUCAACCAAAUCGGUGUCAGGAACUUGCUGCUGCAGCGUCAAGCUUAACUUGGAGGAAACUUUGCUCUUACCUGAGACAACAACCAUUGAGUCCAUACCAACAAUUUCAGAGGGUUUACAUGUUGGCACCUAACUAAUUUGUAAAAAUAUAAUGCAGAUAUCAUUUGCAUAUUUGGUGGUGGAAUUUAUUAAUGUUGCUAUUGUGCAUAAAUACAUUAAAGACCUUUUCUAAAAAGAAGUCAUUUUUUAUCUUUUUUUUCUGACCUCCAAUGGUUUUAAGCCAAUAAGUUCACAAAUGCUGAUUGACACAAACAAAAAAAUUAGGUCAUUUUUGUCAGAAUAUGAAAAGUUCUCUAUAUUUGGUUUGAGGUUCACCUUUCAGUAAGAUAAAAAUCCUCUACAUACAAAGAGAGCAGCAGUGGAAUAGUUUUAGAUCAAUGUUGAGACUUCAUUCCAAUUGAGAGUUUCUAAAAAUACCUAAAAAUAACUUUUCACAGGAGCUCUGCAUCCACUGCUACAGUCAGUAUUGCUGUUAAACUGCACUGCAAAAA
Molecule: messenger RNA, 2562 nt
Organism: Cyprinodon variegatus (sheepshead minnow)
Lineage: Eukaryota; Metazoa; Chordata; Actinopteri; Cyprinodontiformes; Cyprinodontidae
Gene: kcnk4b
Product: potassium channel subfamily K member 4-like
Exons: 8
Coding region: 303-1703 (466 amino acids)
Biological process (GO): stabilization of membrane potential; potassium ion transmembrane transport
Cellular component (GO): membrane
Molecular function (GO): potassium ion leak channel activity
Source: RefSeq, a predicted model, not a curated record